This is a messenger RNA of Clupea harengus (Atlantic herring), 3274 nucleotides long. RefSeq names its product wnt inhibitory factor 1 (gene wif1). Gene Ontology annotation, molecular function: signaling receptor binding. Gene Ontology annotation, cellular component: cell surface; extracellular region. NCBI's taxonomy places the organism in Eukaryota, Metazoa, Chordata, Actinopteri, Clupeiformes, Clupeidae. The record is from RefSeq and is a predicted model, not a curated record. Gene Ontology annotation, biological process: anatomical structure development.
GCCGAUUGUCUGCUGAUGAACAGGCUAACCACCUGCCCAAUUAUAUUGCAGGAUGUGAUCGUAUUUGACACUUAGCGGUUGGUUUGCGAAAUUCAGUGUCUAUACGCAACAGCUUUAUUUGGAUAAAGUCUGAAGAUUUAGGUUAGAUGCAUAUACUUUUCAAUUAGCUUAUCUUAAUGGCAUUAGGCUAGCGUGCAGCAGUUUAUUUUUCAUUAUUAAUCAUGUCACAUCAAGAACUGAAUCCCUCUAUUAGUCUACAUAAAUACUAAAAUCACAUGCAUACAAUAAAAGACAUCACUUUCAUCCCUGACAAUAGGUAGUCUAUGGUAGAGCAAAAUACGUCUUUGUCACACUUAAGGACUAGAUAUAAUGCUUCUUAUCAUAAUGUAUGCCUAUAAAGCCAUCUGACGCUCACAUAUCUGUGAGGUAAAUGAAGUUGUUCUUUAGCCUUUCUUAAAUCUAUCAAAAUAAAGUGAUAUGUUUGCCUAAUCGUGUGUGUGACUAGAUGUCUUACUACAUUUCAUUUCAUUAUAGGCUUUAUAUCUUGGUGUGUUCUAGGGCUAGGCUACUGUUUUUUUUUUCUUGAAACAAAUGAGAAUUUGGCGACAGGCUGUGUCAUGACAGCCAAUUAUUCGUCAAAAGUGCUACAACGUAGUUGGCUGAAGCCUUAAAUCAUGGCCUCCCAUUUGUCUUUUUGCGCCACCUUGUGGAAGACAAUCGGUCCUACAGAGCGCCGUGGAAUACAAGUAGCUGGCGACGCAGUUCAGGCAUUUCAUUCUGUCAAUCCAGGACCAGAGGCAUUCAGUUGUAAGGACACGAGGAAAAGACCCAGGCAGAGACAUCGACCAUUUAUAGCGCAAUUUAGAGUUACCUGCGCAAAAUGGCUUCAAGGACACCUGCGUUACUAUUCCGCCUAAAGGCGAGCUUUAUUCUACUUUUGGGAAGUUUGUUAACCGAAGCUGCCCAAGAGCAAGGAAGUUUGUACAUGUGGAUCGAUGCAAACCAGGCUAGGACACUAAUUGGUUUUGAAGAGGAUAUUUUAAUUGUGUCAGAGGCAAAAAUGGCCCCAUUCACUCACGACUUCAAAAAAGCACAGCAGCGGAUGCCCGCAAUUCCUGUCAAUAUACACCACGUGAACUUCACCUGGCAAGCAACAGGGCAGGCAGAGUACUUUUAUGAGUUCCAGACCCUUCGCUCUCUGGAUAAAGACAUCAUGGAUGACCCAAUAGUCAAUGUUCCUUUACUUGGCUCCGUGGCCCACAAGGCCUCAGUGGUUCAGGUGGGCUUUCCCUGCCGAGGUGAUCAGGAUGGUGUGGCCGCCUUUGAAGUCACCAUACUGAUCAUGGAUGGUGGUGGAAACAUCAUCCUAAGGACCCCACAGAAUGCCAUCUUUUUCAAGACCUGCCAGAGAGCAAAGUGUCCUGGCGGGUGUCGCAAUGGAGGCUUCUGCAAUGAAAGGCACGUCUGUGAAUGCCAAGAUGGUUUCUAUGGACCGCACUGUGAGAAAGCCCUGUGUUCCCCAAGAUGCCUUAACGGAGGCCUGUGCAUGAGCCCUGGGGUGUGCAUAUGUCCCCCCGGCUACUAUGGUGCCAGCUGUGACAAAGCUAACUGCAGCACCACCUGCCUGAACGGGGGGACCUGCUUUCACCCGGGAAAGUGCAUUUGCCCUGCAGGCUAUGAGGGAAGUCGUUGUGAAAACAGUAAAUGUCACCAGCAGUGCAGAAAUGGAGGCAAGUGUAUGGGAAAGAACAAGUGUAAAUGUAACAAAGGAUUCCAUGGUGAUCUUUGCUCCACAGCUGUCUGUGAGCCCAGCUGCGGAGCACACGGGACCUGUGCGGAGCCCAACAGGUGCCAGUGUAAGGAAGGCUGGCACGGACGUCACUGCAACAAGAGAUACCGAGGUGGUGCAGCCAACAGUCACCGACCAUCCAGCCCCAAGAUGAGGCCGCAUGUGGUCUCAACCAAGGAAGCCAAGGACACCACUGAUGCUAGUCAGCCUGCUGAGACCAAUUAUGUAGUAUGAGAAUUUCAACUUGGUGCUACUGAUGUCCAUGCCACACACACACACACACACACACGCACACACACAGACACAGAGAGAGAGAGAGAGAGAGAGAAAGAGAGACACAUGCACACACACACACACACCCUCACACUCCUUGAAACAGCCGCGCCCAUUGUAAGGAUUCACCAUUACCAUGGUGAUGCCAGUCUGAGUCAUAGGCACCCUGUGGGAUGUUGGACUACUGCCUCUUACCAUAAACCAUGCAGAGGGCCAGUCUUUCAUCUCGCUCUCUUAGCUUUCCCCCUUCAUUUAUGGUAAAUCCAUCUGAAAAGAGUUAGGACAUUCCCGUGCAGGUGCUGCUUUGAGACUAGUAGGGAGUUUCCUCGGGGCCUCCAAACACAGCUUGUACUGGGCGAAAGCUAAGUAGGACUUACUCACUGCUGCUAUUUUCUGUGUCUUCAUCCCUUGUGAUGUUUGUUUCCCUUGAGUCUGUUUUCGGUAGAGUUUCGGAAGUGAAUACGGAGGCAAUGGAACAUAUUACUUUUCAAAAGCAUUCCUUGGCGAAGACUUUUUGUCGAGUGAUCAUAACAAUUACAACUGACUGUGUAUGACUGAGAGGUCUGUGUCUUCACAAGCUCUGUUUACCUUUCUUUUGAAGAGUCAGAGAUGGCAUAGAAUGGAGAAUAUUACGGUGCAAACUUAUAUUUGAAGAUUAAACAAAAACAAAAAAGCCCUGCAGAAAUUGAAUCCAUUCCUAAAAUGACUGACAUACGGUAGUCACUCUUUCUGUGGCCUUAAGCCUUUUCACCUAGUAUUAAAAUACUUUAAAGAGAAGCGACGUACAUACAAGGCAGAGGUGAAGAAUUUAGUUACCUGUUGCUAUUACAAAGCUACUUUGGCAGCCAUUAGUCAUUACAUCCUACUGGGUGAACCUGAUUGGAUUUCUGUAAUCUUUCUUAGAAACCUCAACUCACAUAGACACCAGUCACUUACACUGGCAAACACUGAUUACGCAACUGCCUUCAUUUUUGGUUCAAAUACUGUAGCUUGUUAAGUCUAUAUUUGUCCAGUCAGAGUAUUUAUCUUUUCAUAUAAUUUUAUGUGAAACUGAAAUAUAUCUUGAUAGUUACAUAUUAGAGGACAGUGAAGAAGUACUUUGCUUACAUUAUAGUUUCAGAUCAUAAACUUGUAGUACACAAAUCUUAACAUUUUAUAUUUUCAUUUCACUGUAAUUAAUGUAUAAUUGAAAUAAAUGAUUGUUAAUGCUAA